AUGAGCUCAUCCUUCUCGCAUUCCCUCCUGGAUCGUUUUGGUUUUUCCCCUUCUGGACUCUGUGAGGACCACGGCCUCUCUCAGCACCCCUCGGACCCUCUGUCCAGCCCCGUCCCCUUCCUCUUCUACCCCCCCGGCAUGGACCACGCCGGCCUCGGCCUCUACAAGGGCCCUCUGAGGGCUCCGGCCGGCCCCGGGCUCCUGCCUUACCUGGCCCCGUUCCACCACCACGGACACUUCAGCAUGUACGAGUGUCCGUUCGAGCCGGCCUUCAUCCAGAAGCGGAAUGAGCGCGAGCGCCAGAGGGUGAAGUGUGUGAACCAGGGUUACGCCAAGCUGCGGGACCACUUGCCCGGCCAGAGUGCGGACAAGCGCCUCAGUAAGGUGGAGACGCUGCGGGCCGCCAUCAAGUACAUCAAAUACCUGCAGCGGCUGGUGGAGCUGCAGGACGGCGGAGGAGCAGAGUCCACCGGAGCCUCGUCACCCGGUCCGGACCCCCGAGGAGACAUGGAGGCGUUUGAGUGUUGA
Messenger RNA from Cololabis saira (Pacific saury), 528 nucleotides. Its product is annotated as achaete-scute homolog 5-like. Gene Ontology annotation, molecular function: DNA-binding transcription factor activity, RNA polymerase II-specific; RNA polymerase II transcription regulatory region sequence-specific DNA binding; protein dimerization activity. The record is from RefSeq and is a predicted model, not a curated record. Lineage: Eukaryota; Metazoa; Chordata; Actinopteri; Beloniformes; Belonidae. The transcript has a single exon. The coding region runs from base 1 to 528 and encodes 175 amino acids. Gene Ontology annotation, biological process: regulation of transcription by RNA polymerase II; developmental process.